This is a messenger RNA of Humulus lupulus (European hop), 2566 nucleotides long. Its product is annotated as phosphatidylinositol 3,4,5-trisphosphate 3-phosphatase and protein-tyrosine-phosphatase PTEN1. The transcript is spliced from 8 exons. Gene Ontology annotation, biological process: phosphatidylinositol dephosphorylation. Gene Ontology annotation, cellular component: cytosol. The record is from RefSeq and is a predicted model, not a curated record. Lineage: Eukaryota; Viridiplantae; Streptophyta; Magnoliopsida; Rosales; Cannabaceae. Gene Ontology annotation, molecular function: protein tyrosine phosphatase activity; phosphatidylinositol-3,4,5-trisphosphate 3-phosphatase activity. Bases 854 to 2203 code for a protein of 449 amino acids.
UAUUUGUAAGUUAUCAAGCUUAAAAAGUUAUUAACUUUAUAUUAAAAAGUGUACAUAUAAUAGGAUGGCAAAUUUGAUUUUGAAGUUUGUUUUGGUGCACACUUGAAAAUGUGACAUUAAAUAUAAUUCCAAAUUUCUAAUAAAACGCUUAUAAAAAAAGAAUAAUUCAAAUAAGACGAAAUUGAUUUUGUGAAUAGAGAAUUCUUCUCUUCAAAAAAGAAUAAAAAAAAAAAAAUAAGAGCCGAAAAUUAGAAUUUCAGUUACACGAAGACAAGUCAUAGACUCCCGCCAAAUUUAACUGCCUUCCAAACUAGAUGUACCUAAAUACCAUUAGCGUUGCCUCUAAAUUCUAGCCAUAUAUGUCUCCCAAAAUACCUAAUCUGGAACACAUUUUUUUACAUCCGAUUUAACCUCAGAUUUUCUCAUUCAAUCCAAGAAAAUUGAAAAAAAAAAUAAAACAUAUCAAUCCACCUGAAAUCAUAACUAAAUCUCUAUCUAGGUUUUAUGAUUUCCCCAAUUUUUAUAUUGGGGAUUGUUCUUUCACAUGUGAACUCUCCCACCUCCAUUUUAUCAGAUGUCUAAUGAUGUAUUUAAUUAUAUGAAAAAAGAGAAGGAAUGCGCAGAAAAGCUCAAGCUGCUCCAAACAAGUGAUUUAAAGAUGAUCAUCAUAUAAAAUUUUGGUCAAGUUUGCUGCUGUAGCUUGUGCCCUCAAAAAUUUCAUAUCAUGGUCUUAAUAUCAUAUUCCAUUGAUCUCUUGCACUAAGAAUCAGGCUCCAUGAUUGGAUAAGAACCAGCCGUCAAAAAUGUACUUAAUCUUCCAACAGGUUUUUAAUUAGCUUGUGGUUUGGAUCAAAUGGGAUUAAACUUUUCCAAGCAAGAGGCAAUUUUGAAGGAAGAUCUAGGCUUACAACAUCAUGUCAUCAAUUAUCUCAGCAAAAGCCUUUAUAUUCGCAACUUGGUAUCGCGACAACGAAGGAGGAUGCUCGUUGAGGGCUAUGAUCUUGACAUGUCUUACAUUACAGAUCGUCUACUGGCCAUGUCCUUUCCUGCAGAACGCAUGAGAGCCAUGUUUCGCAAUCCCCUUUGGCAAGUCAAGUCUGUUCUUGACAUGAGACAUUAUGAACAUUACAAGAUCUACAACCUUUGUAUAGAAGAAAACUAUGAUCCAUCUCACUUUCAUGGCCGUGUAGAGGCAUUUCCUUUCGAUGAUAACCAUGUUCCUCAGCUUGAAAUGAUCAAGCUUUUCUGUGAAAAUGUGUCUUCUUGGCUUUCAUCUGACCCCAAAAACAUUGCUGUUAUACACUGCAUGGCAGGCAAAGGUAGAACAGGCCUAAUGGUAUGUUCCUACCUAGUUUACAGUGGGAUGUCUGCAGAGGAUGCUCUUCAACUUUAUGCUCAUAAAAGAACAACAAACAAUGAAGGAGUCUCAAUACCAAGCCAGCGUCGUUAUGUGAGUUAUUGGUCAAAUGCACUGUCAUUUCCAAAAGGGGUUGGAAAUGGACCUCCAGUUGUGAGCUUACCUCAGCCAUGUAGCAGAGAAUUGCGCCGAAUUCGACUCUACGACACACUCAACAUGGACUCAGUGUACUUUGUUGUAUCAGAGUUGCAAGAGGUAGCUGGUCAGCUGUACCGUCCAUCAGUAGAAGUUGCUAGGAGCUGCUGCAGACAAAUAAGGAAAGGAUACCAAAGGACUGACAGCCUUAGGUAUUUCCUCAAUUUCAUUGGAAGUGAUGAAGAAGAGAAGCCGCAACAAGAAGAUCAUCCAGAUCUAGUUCUGGACCAAAAGCCUCCUCAAGUUGUCCAAAUGGAUACUGAGAGUCCUGUGCUGUACCAAAAGGCCUGCCUUGAAUGUUAUCUACUAAAACCUGUGCAAGUUACAGGAGAUGUGCGUGUUAUAUUUAAUCAAAAAAUGAAUGGAGGGCGUCUCUUCUAUGUUUGCUUCAAUACAGCUUUCAUUAGGAACAGCCUUCUACAGUUGGGUGUUCGAGAGUUGGAUAAAGUUGGAAGCAAAGGAAGAUCAAUAUGUGGUCCUGCCUUUUGCCUUGAGUUGCUAUUUGGUCCUGCUAAUGCAAAGCAUACAUGCUCAACCUGUCCAUCUGAUGAUGAUGAAAUUGAUAAUCAUGAUAACAACAACAAUGAUGAUUAUGAUGAAUCUGGCAAUGCCUUUGGAAUCUCUGAAGAGACUCUUGAUAGAGAAUUUUAAAAGACAAGAGAAUGAGAGAGAGAGCUGAUUUGGUCUCCAAAUUUGUGAUCUAACUAAGUGGUCUGUCUGUCUGUCUAUAUUCUGAUACUUUAUUAUACACCAAAUUUAACAAUUUAAAACCGAACAUGUAGCUUGAUCAUCAAGUUGUCUUUGAAAGUUUUGUACUGUAGGACUUAGAGCCAUUUUGCAGAAGAUCAUGAGAUAUUCUCAUUUUAAAACUCACUCAAUCUGUUUUUGGGUUCUGAAAUGCAUGUUACAAACAACUAUCUUUAUUAGCCGAGGUCAGAGAAAAAUGGGGAGGGCUUCGCACCCGAGACUUAUUUGUUAUUUGUAUAAGUUGGAUGCCAUCCACACCAUAUGAAA